This is a messenger RNA of Zootoca vivipara (common lizard), 4556 nucleotides long. The record is from RefSeq and is a predicted model, not a curated record. NCBI's taxonomy places the organism in Eukaryota, Metazoa, Chordata, Lepidosauria, Squamata, Lacertidae.
UACAAAUAUCUUCCAGAUAGAUUGCCCAUACAUCCACCCCCAAACAAUUUGCACAAAAUAGCUUCUAGGGAGAACCUGUCUCAGAUGCCUCCAGGCUGCAAUGAAAAAUGAACAGCGAGACAAGAAGCAGGAUAGAAAACUGGAAUUGCCAGCUCUUUAGGACCCAGGGGUCUUUCUAUCAGGUGUCCAAAACAUUGCCAUUUGCUCAUUGGCUCAAAAUAGGGAAGGAAGUUUUGCUGGUUUCUCUCUUAUCUCUUGAAAGGGAGAAAACAUUUGCUUCUUCUUUCUUUAACGGAAGAUCAGAAUCAAUGCUAAGGUCCUAAGGGCUCUGGUGAGGUCCUGGGCCACAGCUGCUGAUAACCUUCUUCAGCUCCAACCCAUUCGCUCCCGGAGGAGAGCUGCUGGUACGUCUUGGUGCUGCAAGAUUUUAGUCUGUUGAAUUUGUUUCCUGAUGACAGAGAAGUCCUCCCUCAGAUCUUCCACAUCUAUCAUGGACUGGAACGUUAGCCAAGAGGGCAGGCGUGGCUCCUCUACAUGCAUGAGGUUUUGGAUUCUCUGGACAGAUAGCAAUCCAUUCUGACAAAGGAAGGCUAGAAGGGUUUGAAGAUGCUGCUGCUGCAGCUGCUCUCUGUCCUCUGGGAGGCCUUGUCCCUGCAGGUCAUUUUGGUGUUUCUGGCUACAUUUCUGCUUCUUGCUGAUUACAAGAAAAAGAUUCGCCCAAGGGAUUUCCCCCCAGGGCCCAUGCCUCUUCCCUUUCUGGGUAACAUGCUACACAUGGAUUUCAAGAAACCUCAUUUUUCCAUGCAAAAGUUUGCAAAAAAAUAUGGCAACAUCUUCAGCCUUCAAGUUGGAAACAGACGGGUUGUGGUUGUGAAUGGAUUGCAGCUGGUGAAAGAGACUCUUGUCCAUCAGGGUGAAAACUUUGUAGAUCGUCCAGUCCUUCCUCUUGAUAAAGAAAUAUUUACAUCAUUUGGAUUGAUCUUCUCGAAUGGCCUUAGUUGGAAACAACAAAGACGGUUUGCCUUAUCAACUCUCAGAAACUUUGGUUUGGGCAAAAGGUCUUCAGAAGAACGAAUACAGGAGGAGAGCCGAUACCUAACAGAUGCAAUUGAAGCUGAGAAUGGGCAGCCAUUUAACCCUCACUUUCAGAUUAAUAAUGCUGUUUCAAAUAUCAUCUGUUCUGUCACAUUUGGGGACCGCUUUGAUUACUAUGACAGCCGUUUCCAGAUGUUAUUGCACUUGCUUGAUGAGACGACGUACCUUCAAGCAACUAUUUGGAGUCGGCUGUACAAUAUCUUUCCCACUCUCAUGAAGCACUUACCAGGGCCUCAUCACACUGUUUUUAAAAACUGGGGAAAGCUGAAAUCCUUUGUGAGAGGAAUCAUUGAAAAACACAAAGAAGACUGGAACCCAUCUGAACCCAGAGACUUCAUUGAUGCCUACCUAAAUGAAAUGGCCAAGGAGGAUUCCGCUUCCAGUUUCCAUGAAGAAAACCUUCUACAUUCAACACUGGAUCUGUUUUUUGCUGGAACAGAAACAACUUCUACAACAUUGCGCUGGGCUUUACUUUACAUGGCCAUUUAUCCAGAAAUUCAAGCAAAAGUCCAAGCGGAAAUAGAUUCUGUGAUUGGCCAGUCUCGCCAGCCAGCAAUGGAUGACAGGGACAGCAUGCCCUAUACCAAUGCAGUUGUUCAUGAAGUUCAAAGAAUAAGCAGCAUUGUUCCUUUGAAUGUGCCCCGGAUGACAACUGAGGACACAAUGCUCGCUGGGUUUCAUGUGCCCAAGGGAACUAUAAUGGUCCCCAACUUGACCUCUGUGCUGUUUGACGAGGAUGAGUGGGAAACCCCCAAUGUGUUUAAUCCUGGCCAUUUCCUGGAGAAUGAUCAGUUCAGGAAAAGGGAAGCAUUCUUGCCAUUUUCUGCAGGAAAGCGAGUUUGUCUGGGAGAGCAGUUGGCGAGGACUGAGCUCUUUAUUUUCUUCACUGCCCUAAUUCAGAAGUUCACUUUCCAGGCUCCAAAGAAUGAGACAUUAAGCCGUGAAUUUAGGAUGGGUCUGACAUUGUCUCCCCUGCCAUACCGGAUAUGUGCAUUCUCUCGCUAAGGGGACCCAUCUUAUAGCAUUUCCAUUUCUUUAAAAAGUCGUAUUAGUUUGUGGGAUAGAAGCACACCUGUGGCUUAAUCCUAAUUAUGUUUUUUAAAUGAUUUUUAUUGGUUUUACAUAUAAUCAUAUCACUUAACACCGUCCUCUCUUAUGUUAUCUCUUUGGCUCAACUGAACCUAACGACUUCCCUCCUUACCGUCUGAUGGUUUACAGAAUUAAACUUUACAUUGUUACAUUUCACUUCGUUUCCUAUCCUUGUUAUAUCAUUACCUAAAAUAUUGUAUUACUCAACCUGAAUAGGUAGCAGUUCCGUCUUACAAAUCUUCAAAUAACCCUGGUAAUGAUGUUAAUUGCUUACAGUUGUCUUUCAGACAUAAUAUAUAUUUGUUCUGGUCCUUUUAGAAUGCUUGGUCUCGCUGGUUCCGGAUUCUUCCCAUCAGUUUCGCCAUUUCUGCAAAGCCCAUCAACUUAAUCUGCCACUCUUCAUUUGUUGGUAGCUCCUGUUGUUCCCAUCUUUGGGCUAACAAGUUGUUGCAUAUAAGAACUAUUUUUUAUCUUGUCUCGGUAUCUCUCUACCCACUAUACCCAAUAAAAAAAGCUUCUGGGUGUUUUUUGUUUUUUUGUUUGUUUGUUUUAGCAAAAGUGUUUUUAAACUAGCUCAUUAUAUAUAAUUUCCUAGAAAGCUUUUACCUUUUUACAUGUCCACCACAUAUGGUAAAAAGUACCUUCCUUUUCCUUACAUUUUCAACAUUCUUUUUUUGUUCUAUACAUUUUGGCGAAUUUAACUGGUGUUAAAUACCAUCUAUACGUCAUUUUCAUAAUGUUUUCUUUAAGCGUACUACAUGCUGUAAAAUUAAUACCUUCAUUCCAUAUCUUCUAACGGUAUGUUAUGUCCAAUAUCUUUAGCCCAUGUUAUUUCCAAUAUCUUUAGCCCAAUGUAUCAUUACCAGUUUUACCUCCAUAUCCUAAUUUUACCCCAUAAUCCUAAUUAUGUUUUGCCAGAAUUCAUUAGGGCUUAACCCAGGUAAGUAGGUUUGGGAUUGCAGCAUGUAUCCUUAAAGCGCAUUCAAAACACACUUGCCCCCUCAAUGAAUCUGGGGAACUGUAGUUAUUUUGGGAGUUGUAGCUCUCUCGGGGGUAAACUCCAUUUCCCAGGAAUCUCAGGUGAUUUUGUAUGCAGAUUAUAAUGAUCCUCAUUGGUGAGGAUCCAGAGUCCCAAUUCCCUGUCCUUAGUAAGGGGGGGGUCUCUCCCCCACCCCAUUAUUUUCAAAAUUGUUUUAUGUAAUAAGAAUUGUCCUGUUAUAUUAUUUUAUAGCUGCCAAUUAUAGUUCAGCAUUUCCAUCUAACCCCCAAUAAUUUGUAAAUACAGCAUUGGUGUCUAUGUAAAUCCUAAAAACAAAAGUAAACAAUAAAAAACCAAGAAUGACACCAUAGGAAUGCAACAGCAGCAGCACAUAGCUAAAACAGAUAGUAAAUGAACCCAUGCCCCUUACGAUGGAGCCUGUAAGCCUCUAUACUUAUUACCUGAGAGUCCUCCUCAUUGAAUACAUUGGGACUUACUUCUGAGUAACCAGGCAGGGAAGUUUCAUUUGAUUGGAAGGAAGGAGAGAGAACAAAGGAGCAACUCUAUUUAGUGCAGUUUUGAUGCUUCAACUGUUCUUAAUCUACCCUGACUACUAUACAGUGGUACCUCGGUUUAAAUACACAAUUGGUUCCGGAAGUCUGUACUUAACCUGAAGCGUACUUAACCUGAAGCGAACUUUCCCAUUGAAAGUAAUGGAAAGUGGAUUAAUCCGUUCCAGACGGUCCGUGGAGUACUUAAACUGAAGCGUAGUUAACCUGAAGCGAACUUUCCCAUUGAAAGUAAUGGAAAGUGGAUUAAUCCAUUCCAGACAGGCCCGCGGAGUACUCAACCUGAAGCGUACUUAACCUGAAGUAUGAGUGUAAUUGGUCUGGAAGUCCAUACUUAACCUGAAGGGUACUUAACCUGAAGCAAACUUUCCCAUUGAAAGUAAUGGAAAGUGGAUUAAUCCGUUCCAGACAGGUCCACGGAGUACUUAAACUGAAAGUACUCAAACCGAAGCGUACUUAAACCGAGGUAUGACUGUGAUCCUAUACCCAAUUUGAUUUGCCUGAGACAAAGCCCCAUUAAACAUAAUGAGAAUUACAUCUGAGUAGAGAUAUGUACAUUGUACUUAGAAUUUGCUAUAUAGGGAUGGACUUGAGUGGCUGGACUUAAGCAGAACACUUUGCUUUUGUCACCCACCUGCACACUAUUUGCACAAAAUAGCUUCAAGGGAAUACCUGUGUCAGAUGCUUCCUAGCUGCUAUGAAAAGUGAACAGCAAGACAAGAAGCGGGAUAGAAAAGCAGGAAUCAGACGCUCUUUAGGACCCAGGGGUGUUUCUAUCAGCUUGUGUCCAAAACAUUGCAGUUUGCUCAUUGGCUCAAAACAGG